Messenger RNA from Maylandia zebra (zebra mbuna), 1424 nucleotides. It is a transcript of the gene trappc5, whose product is annotated as trafficking protein particle complex subunit 5. NCBI's taxonomy places the organism in Eukaryota, Metazoa, Chordata, Actinopteri, Cichliformes, Cichlidae. The record is from RefSeq and is a predicted model, not a curated record. Gene Ontology annotation, cellular component: TRAPPIII protein complex; TRAPPII protein complex; TRAPPI protein complex. Gene Ontology annotation, biological process: endoplasmic reticulum to Golgi vesicle-mediated transport.
CGAUCGGUGAGGUCAUGUGACAAGUUACGUUUUUAAUAAACAGGAAGUACUCAAACCUUAACAACUCAGGUGUAGGAAGUGAUCGGCUGUCCGUUAAAUCAUAAUGGAGGCUCGCUUCACCAGAGGCAAGUCAGCUAUUCUCGAGAGGCCUUUGAGCCGGCCGAAAACCGAGGUGAGCGUGAGCGCCUUCACCCUGCUCUUCUCAGAGGUGGUGCAGUACUGCCAGAGCCGUGUGUACUCGGUGUCCGAGCUGCAGGCUCGCCUAGCGGAGCUGGGGCAGCGAGUGGGAGGCAGCCUACUGGACGUGCUAGUGCUGAGGGAGAAAAACGGCAAGAGGGAGACCAAAGUGCUAAACAUACUGCUGUUCAUCAAGGUAUCUGUGUGGAGAGCACUCUUUGGUAAGGAAGCAGACAAGCUUGAGCAAGCCAACGACGAUGACAAGACUUACUACAUCAUAGAGAAGGAGCCCCUCGUCAACACCUACAUCUCUGUUCCCAAGGAGAACAGCACCUUAAACUGCGCGGCCUUCACGGGAGGGAUCAUAGAGGCCAUUCUCACCCACAGCGGCUUCCCUGCCAAGGUCACCGUCCACUGGCACAAGGGCACCACGCUCAUGAUAAAGUUCGAUGAGGCUGUCAUCGCUAGAGACAAAGUACUGGAAGGAAGAUAGGAGGGAGUUGGAUAAAUGGCUGGAGACUUGUCGUCAUUAUGGAUUCUCAGGAUUCAAGUGGUAUUAAAAUUCACGUUCAACUAUAAAACGAGUUCUUUAUGUUAGAGAAGCAGGAUUAACAAAGCUGUGAAGAACAUGACUUUACAGCCUUUCAGUGGAGGUUGAGAUUUGGGAGGAGUUCAGAAUGUAAACAAAACACUACAAGCUCUUUAUUUAAAGCCUUUGUUGCUCUAGUGCUCUUAAAAAAGGGGUUUUGUUUUACCGCACAAUGUAGACCGACAUCAGCAGCUCCCAAACCAAACAGCUGAUAGAAAAUGUCCCAUUUCCUCAUAUUAGCUAAAGUUAGUGACUGAAUCUGUGUUGGCAGGCCUGAUGUCAGCACAGGUGUCCACAUGUUUGUACUGCAGGGUCACCGCAAUGCUGCUACCUCGACCUAUUCAAGAGGUGAGGCAGCGGCUUUGCGGUUAGCAUGUGUUUAUGCUAAAUAAUGUUUGUACAUGCAUUUUGUUAUUAUAAAAUAUAAGUAAAUGUAUAAGAAAAUGUUUGGGAAUGGAUGUUUUUUUUCUGUCUUUUUUUUAUUUUUUACUUUUUGGUAUUUAUAAAAGAAACUGUGGUGGUUUCACCAGAAACUAGAAAAUUCAGUAUUGGUAAACCAGGGAGGGGCAGUGAGUCAUUUGUCUCAGAAAGAAAAUAAAAGCACUGCUCUUGUUUCUUAAACUCACAAAUAUGAAAGUAAAUGCUGUGCUGUGAAAAA